Messenger RNA from Nematolebias whitei (Rio pearlfish), 1283 nucleotides. Its product is annotated as putative gonadotropin-releasing hormone II receptor. The record is from RefSeq and is a predicted model, not a curated record. NCBI's taxonomy places the organism in Eukaryota, Metazoa, Chordata, Actinopteri, Cyprinodontiformes, Rivulidae. Gene Ontology annotation, cellular component: membrane. Bases 16 to 1212 code for a protein of 398 amino acids. The transcript has 3 exons. Gene Ontology annotation, molecular function: peptide binding; gonadotropin-releasing hormone receptor activity. Gene Ontology annotation, biological process: G protein-coupled receptor signaling pathway.
GCUGAGGGUCAGAAGAUGAACACCUCCUCCUGCUGGGACCCUCCAUUCAUCAUGUAUCAGCAGAGCUCAGGGUCCGACUUCAACGCCAGCUGUGAUACACUGGCACCACACUGUAACUGGAUGUCGGUGGACAGGGCCCCUCAGCUGCCCACCUUUUCCACGGCAGCAAAAGUCCGAGUGAUCAUCACCUUUAUCCUGUGCGGCGUCUCCACCCUCUGCAAUCUGGCUGUGCUCUGGGCUGCCAACAGCCACAAGCGAAAGUCCCACGUCCGUGUGCUGAUAAUCAACCUGACCACGGCAGACCUGUUGGUUACCUUCAUCGUGAUGCCCGUGGACGCAGCGUGGAACAUCACGGUCCAGUGGCUGGCUGGAGACCUGGCCUGCAGAGUCCUGAUGUUCCUCAAGCUGCUGGCCAUGUACUCCUGUGCCUUUGUGACAGUGGUGAUAAGUCUGGACCGACAGUCGGCCAUCCUCAACCCUCUGACCAUCAGCAUGGCCCCAAGAAGGAACAGGAUGAUGCUGAUGGUGGCGUGGAUCAUGAGCGCCUUGCUCUCAGUCCCACAGAUGUUCAUUUUUCACAACGUGACCAUUACAUAUCCAGCAAACUUCACUCAGUGCACAACCAGGGGAAGCUUCGACACCCGCUGGCAAGAAACGGCCUACAACAUGUUCACAUUCUGCUGCCUCUUCCUGCUGCCACUGGCCAUCAUGAUCAUCUGUUACACCAGGAUCUUCAUCCAGAUCUCCAAGCGCAUGACAAAUAGAAGCCCGUCCUCAGAAGAACCACAUCUCCGAUGCUCAAAGAACAACAUCCCAAAAGCUCGGAUGAGAACUCUGAAAAUGAGCAUUGUCAUCGUGAUCUCCUUCAUAGUGUGCUGGACUCCGUACUACCUGUUGGGUCUGUGGUACUGGUUCUUUCCUGACGAUCUGGAAGGAAAAGUCUCCCACUCCCUCACCCACAUUCUGUUUAUUUUUGGGCUUUUCAACACCUGCCUGGAUCCGGUUAUUUACGGCCUGUUCACAAUCCCUUUCCAGCAGGGGCUGAGGAAGUGCUACCGCAAAGCAAUGGUGACGUCUGGCCAGGACAUCAACAUGGUGAUGGCUGAGUCCCUCAAGUCCUCAGCUUUACCCUGUGAGGACGAGAUGAUUGUGGGUGGAAAGGACAAAAACUGUGGCUGUGCUGAACUAAAACUCACCGAGAGCAGCCUCUGACUGUUCAGACACGGAGGAGGAGCGCAGGUGUUCUUUCAGCACGGAAAACACAUUUUUGUGCGGAAGAAUGG